GCUUUGAGAAUGUACCAGUGUAGAAGGAUCUCUGACUGCUCAACUUCCAGAAGCAUUGCUGGUGAUGAAGAAAACUUACCUUAAGUUUCUGCAUUUCCUCCCUGGGAAAGAGUCUACUCUCUUGUCAGACUGAAGAACAUAAUUCUUCCUCUUAUCAGGACUAGUAGAUUUUGACAAAGAAAAUUCCAUCAGGUAUAAAACGCCAAGAAUACUCCAAAGGAGGAGGACAUUAAGUCUGGUUCCAAUACGGAUUUGGCCAUUUUCUUCACUCGUGACAAUCAAUAGUGUUGUAAUAGCUUUACGUUUAGCUGAGUGAGGAUUUGGAGCUCUCAGACGCUGAUGCUAGAGAUUCUUGAGUUUUCAGAAAGAGUUUUCAUUUGAGGAUAAAGAAGAGCUUGCGAACAGUACUAAGGAUAUUGAUGCCAGCCUUCUAGCUGUGCUGCCAAAAGUUUCUGAAUUAAGAAAACUCUUUGAACCAAGCAGUCAGGAUACCUUGGAAAUGAAAAGGAAAGAGAGGAUAGCUAGGCGUUUAGAGGGAAUUGAAAAUGAUGCUCAACCCGUCCUUUUACAAAACUGUCCUGGAUUGGUUACCCAUCGGUUGCUAGAAGAAGACACACCAAGAUAUAUGCGUGCAACAGACCCAUAUAGUCCUCACUUUGGAAGGUCAAAUGAAGAAGAAACUUCAGAUUCUUCAGUAGAGAAUCAGCCUAGAUCCAGAUACCAAGCAGAAUCCACUGGAGGAAAAACAAAGCCAUCUUCUUACAGUCCAUUAGGCAUGGAUUCCCAAGGGCUUGAGUCCAAAGCAGAAAGGAUAGCUAGGUACAAGGCAGAGAGAAGACGUCAGUUGGCUGAAAAAUAUGGACUCUCAAUAGAUUCAGAUGUGGACUCUGAAUAUUCAUCCAAAUAUACCAGGACAAGAAAAGAACAGGAUGUGGCUGAGAAGAGGGUACAGAAGAGUGAGAAAAAAGAGGAUGAGAGUAAAGAUUACGGUUCUCUGUACUUGACGAGAACUGAGAAUAAAGAACUGAGGAUUGCUGCUUCAGAGUCAAAGGAAUAUUCUGGGCAGGAGAGAGAGAGUUCUCCAGAAGGGGAAGAACUGCAUUUGAAUGAGGACAAUGAAAGAAAAGCCCCAGAGCCCAGACAUGAUCUGCUACCUGCGUCAGAGAAUUCCACGUCUUUCUCAUUUCCAAGCCAUGACUCCUCCCGAAGUGAAGUGCCAAGUUCGCCAAAGCAAACUCACAGGGCUUCCCUUACCUCACCAAAACAGCUAGUGUCACCAAGCCAUUCCCUCAAUGACACCCGACUAGGUAGUGCAGGGAAAGCAAAACUCGAUUGGUUUCUUCAGAAAGAUUCGGAUGGGGACACAGCUUCACUUAUCAACUGGCCCUCCAGAGUAAAAGUUAGAGAGAAACUGGUGAAAGAGGAAAGUGCUCGUGGAAGCCCUGAACUUCUAACAGACACUGUGUCUCAAAGAAAGAUCCGCCCAGUGCCUGUUAAUUUCACGCCUCUUCAGUCAGAAACAUCUGCUUUCCAUAGGGUUGCCAGUCAGCCACUUGGUUUGGUAUCCCAACCAACACAUGGCUAUGUCCAACCUGCAGGAAUUGCUCAUACGGCUAAACUAGUGGCAGCUGAAGAACCAGAAAGCAACCCUGGUAGCAGCCUCCCUGCACCAGCAAAUGCCAAGUUUAUAAUUAGGUCCCCACCAGAUGCUGUGAUGGAUGAUGAAAAAAGUGACUUGCUUCAGAAUCAUCAAUCCUUGAAGCUUGAUUACUGCAAUUUGGAGGCUGAGCAGGAAAGACAACCAGUUUUACCUUCACAGAUCUGUAGGCCAGAGAAGAGCAGAGAGAGCCACUUCAGAGGAGAUGGUUUUGAGAAACUUAUGGUUGGCAAGCCAAAGUCUUUGGAAGCUAAGAGAGAGCUAGAGCAUUUUAAGCAGUGGAUGCCUGGAUCUCAGAUGAAGGCUCAGGAGAACAUUGAAAGAAGCGAAAGAAUCAUGUAUCUACAAAGUGCUAAAGGGAAAGUUCAUGCUCAGGAAGAGUUACCAGUGAAGCAUAAGCUCUUUACUCGAUCGCUGUCCGAUUAUACUGGUUCUCCUAAAUUAGAAAUUUUCAGAAGUAAGGAGCACAAUGCAAAGAGCACAAUGGAAUUUCAGAGCACUGAAGCAAAGACCCAAGAAAUAAAGAUCCCCAAUGGUGAGAUAACCAUGGUUGACACAAAAGUCUCUGUAGCCCAACUCCGUAAUACCUUUUUGGAAACUGCCAGUUCCAGCAAGAAACCUGAACUUGAAACUCAUUCUGAGAUGCCAACAUCAGGUACUGAUUUAUCUGGCAGCGCUGAACACGAAAGAGGGUCACGCAGGCCGAGACGCUAUUUUUCUCCUGGGGAAAGUAGAAAGACUUCUGAGAGAUUUAGGACUCAACCUAUAACUUCAGCAGAGCGAAAAGAAACAGAUAGGUCUGCAUUCAGCCCAGAAAUGCCAGCUCCUGAUGAUGAGGAGAAAUUGGAUGAGAGAGCCAAGUUGAGUGUUGCUGCAAAGAGGUUGCUUUUCAGGGAAAUGGAAAAGUCGUUUGAUGAGAAGAGUAUUCCAAAACCACGUUCAAGAAAUUCUGCAGUGGAGAGAAGGUUGAGGCGAAUGCAGGAUAGAUCACGCACGCAACCUGUUACAACCGAGGAAGUGGUCAUUGCAGCGACUGAUCCUACCCCUGCCUCAUGUACUGUGAAUACCCACACUGUAGUGGCAAGAAUACCUAAUCCCACUGUAGUUAAGAGCACUGUACAUCCUACCAGGUUGCAGGCGUCUGCACACCAAAAGACUUCAGCUAAAGAAGAAAUAAAAGAAGCCAAAGAUGCUGUCGAACAAGAUCAGUCUGGUGAACCAGACUCCUCCACCCUGAGCUUGGCAGAAAAGAUGGCCUUAUUUAACAAAUUAUCCCAACCAAUAACGAAGGCAGUCUCUACGAGGAGCAGAGGGGACAUUAGACAAAGGAGAUCUAAAGCUCGUUACCAGACCCAACCUGUCACGCUUGGAGAGGUUGAGCAAGUACAGAGUGAGAGUGGGAAGAUUGCUCCUUUGUCUCCCACUAUUGUAACAUCAGUAUCAACCAUGGUGUCUGCCUUGUCGCCAGUCUAUAGUAAGGAUCUGCAUGUGAAGGCAGCAGAAAAUGAGACAAUCAACGAGAUCGGUAAAUCUGAUUUCAGAUACCACUCUUUAGUGGAAAACCUGGAUAGUUCAUUAAAAAACAUCCUGAAAAUGGAACGGUGGCAACCCUCGGUGGAAAUGCAAGAGAGCAACCAACAUUCGAGGGAGAUUGAAGAGGCAGAGCCCAAGGGAUUUGUGAAACGUGAAGAGAAUGGCAUUAAAAAGCACAGUUCCUUUGAGGAAGAGCCCCCACAUCCUGUUUCUGAUAAAACAGAGGACUACAACAAAGAGAUAAAAUACGCAUUCCCUAGGAAAAGCAGCAUGGAAUUGUUUAGCCCACAGCCUCUUUGUGAGCCUGCUGAACAAAAAGAAUUGGUCACUGACAUCCUGCAGCAUAAACGAGAAGUCAAAGGCCAGUCCUUUGAGGAUAUGAUGGAGUUCGAGGGAAUCGCAGCAAGACUGACCCCGCAGAGAGAGCAUGAUGAGUCAAUUUCAGAACUUGUGGGAACAGCAGGAACAAAGAGUUUUUCUCAGUCUGUGGCGGUGGUAUCCUGUAGGCAGCAGGAAACCUCUGAGCUGUUUGAAGGGAAACUGGACUCCAGGGAGAGCAAAGCUGAAAUUGCAGAGGACACCCUUGAUGCAGCCAACAAAACUAUGUCAAUUAAAGAAAGGAUAUCUGACAGAAUGAGUGCAAAGGCCAGUGAUAAAGAUUGGCUGGCACUCCUAAAGAAGAGCGGGGAAGAAGACUGGAAAAACAGGCUGAACAAAAAGCAGGAGUUCGGCCGGGUGUCAAUCAUUGAGCGUGGCCCUCAGCUGCAAGAGAUGGAGCAGCUGUUUGCAAAGAAGGAAGAAGGAGGAGUUACAGAUGAUAAUGCCAUGUCUAAGCUGCUUUGGGAACCUGUCUAUGCUUCUACUUAUUCUCCUGCUAUAGCUGCUGCCCAUAAACUUCAUUCCUUUGUACCUAUUAAUCAGGUCAGUAGUGGUAGUUUGAAAGAGCCAAGCCCCCUGGUCUUUGAGCGUCACCCCUGGAGAUGGAAGCAGAGGAUGUCAGAUACCUGUGAAAGUCAAAUGACAAUUGAAGAAAGAAAGCAAUUGAUAAGUGUUCGAGAAGAAGCUUGGAAAGCGCGGGGUAAAGGAGCAGCUAAUGACUCCACCCAGUUCACUGUUGCUGGCAGAAUGGUAAAGAAAGGUUUAGCAUCACCUACAGCUAUAACUCCAGUGGCAUCCCCUUUCUGCAACAGACUGAAGUCAACAACACCCAUCUCAAAACCUCUGGAAGAAAUUGAAGCUAGGCCAGAUAUGCAGUUAGAAUCGGAUAUGAAGUUGGAUAAACUGGAAACUUUCUUGGGAAGGCUGAACAACAAAGUUGGCGGAAUGCAAGAAACAGUACUGACUGUCACGGGAAAAUCUGUGAAAGAAGUGAUGAAGUUAGACGAUGAAGAAACAUUUUCCAAAUUUUAUCGUUGCAUGAAUUACCCCACUUCUUCCUUGCCUUUGGAGCUGGAUGAGGACUUCGAUGCCAUAUUUGACCCUGAUGCACCGAAGUUAAUUUCCUCAGUAGCAGAGCACAAGCGUGCCGUGAGGCCUAUGCGCAGAGUCCAGGCUUCCAGGAACCCUUUAAAAAUGCUAGCAGCAAGAGAGGACAUUCUUCAUGAGUACACAGAGCAAAGGCUAAAUGUGGCCUUCAUGGAGUCAAAGCGGAUGAAAGUUGAAAAAAUGUCUGCAAACUCAAAUUUCUCAGAAGUAGCACUUGCUGGCUUAGCAAGUAAGGAGAACUUCAGCAGUGUUAAUCUGCGUAGUGUCAAUCUAACAGAACAGAACUCAAACAACAGUGCGGUGCCAUAUAAAAAGCUGAUGCUCUUGCAGAUCAAAGGAAGAAGACAUGUUCAAACAAGAUUAGUCGAACCAAGGGCUUCAUCACUUAACAGUGGCGACUGCUUCCUGUUACUUACCCCUCAUUACUGCUUCCUGUGGGUCGGGGAGUUUGCAAAUGUUAUAGAAAAAGCAAAGGCUUCAGAACUAGCCACUCUGAUUCAGACAAAGCGAGAAGUUGGCUGCCGAGCGCCGUAUGUGCAGACUAUAGAGGAGGGAAUCAAUACCCACACUCAUGCAGCCAAGGACUUCUGGAAACUUCUUGGUGGCCAGACAAGUUACCAGUCUGCUGGAAGACCAGAAGAAGAUGAAAUUUAUGAAGCAGCAAUAAUAGAAACAAAUUGCAUUUACCGUCUAGUUGAUGAUAAACUUAUUCCGGAUGAUGACUACUGGGGAAAGAUGCCGAAGUGUACACUGUUAAAUUCAAAAGAGGUCUUGGUGUUUGAUUUUGGUAGCGAAGUAUAUGUUUGGCAUGGGAAAGAGGUCAUGCUUGCACAAAGGAAAGUGGCAUUCCAGUUGGCCAAACACUUGUGGAAUGGGACCUUUGACUAUGCCAACUGUGACAUCAAUCCUCUGGAUCCUGGUGAAUGCAACCCCCUUAUUCCAAGAAAGGGACAAGGGCGGCCAGACUGGGCUAUUUUUGGCCGACUCACAGAACACAAUGAGACAAUUCUAUUUAAAGAAAAGUUUCUUGAUUGGACUGAACUGAAGAAGCCUGCCGAGAAGAAUUCUGGGGAAUCUCCUCAGAAGGAGGAAACCAAGUCUGAUGCUAAACCCUAUGAUGUCAUGCGAAUGGUCCCAGUGCCCCAGACAACAGUCGGCACAGUCUUGGAUGGGAUGAAUAUUGGCCGUGGCUACGGAUUUAUUGAGGGAGAUGAUGGCAGACAAUUUGAGAUUAUCACUGUCUCUGUGGAUGUCUGGCAUAUCUUGGAAUUUGAUUACAGCAGGCUCCCUAAGCAAAGCAUUGGACAGUUUCAUGAAGGGGACACAUAUGUUGUGAAAUGGAAGUACCUAGUGAGCACUUCGGUUGGAAGCAGACAAAAGGGGGACUUACAAACCAGGGUUGUUGGCAAAGAGAAGUGUGUGUACUUCUUCUGGCAAGGGAGGCAUUCUACUGUCAGUGAAAAAGGAACAUCUGCACUGAUGACGGUGGAGCUGGAUGAAGAGAGAGGUGCUCAGGUGCAAGUUCUUCAAGGGAAGGAACCACCAUGUUUUCUCCAGUGUUUUCAAGGUGGAAUGGUUGUUCAUGCCGGGAGAAGAGAAGAGGAAGAAGAAAAUUCACAGAGCGAUUGGCGACUGUAUUGUGUACGAGGGGAAGUUCCUCUUGAAGGAAACUUGCUUGAGGUCGCCUGCCACUGUAGCAGCCUGAGGUCCAGGACUUCCAUGAUUGUUCUCAAUAUUAACAAAGCCCUCAUUUAUUUGUGGCACGGCUGCAAAGCCCAAUCGCACACCAAAGAAGUCGGAAGGACAGCAGCCAACAAAAUAAAAGAACAAUGUCCGUUGGAAGCAGGAUUGCACAGCAGUAGCAAAGUGACGAUACAUGAAUGUGAUGAAGGGUCAGAGCCAUUGGGAUUCUGGGAUGCCUUAGGAAGAAGAGACCGGAAAGCCUACGAUUGUAUGUUGCAAGAUCCUGGGAAGUUUAAUUUCACGCCCCGCCUAUUCAUCCUUGGUAGUUCAUCAGGGGAAUUCUUAGCCACUGAAUACAUAUAUCCAGCAAGAGACCCCUCUGUGGUGAAUUCUAUGCCAUUCCUGCAGGAAGAUCUCUACACAGCUCCCCAGCCAGCCCUCUUCCUUGUCGACAAUCACCAUGAAGUAUACCUCUGGCAAGGCUGGUGGCCUGUGGAAAACAAGAUAGCAGGAUCUGCCCGAAUCCGAUGGGCUUCAGACAGAAAAUGUGCCAUGGAAACUGUCCUCCAGUACUGCAAAGGAAAGAAUGUGAAGAAACCUCCUAAAUCUUACCUAAUUCAUGCUGGUCUUGAGCCUCUAACAUUCACCAAUAUGUUUCCCAGCUGGGAACACAGGGAAGAUAUUGCUGAGAUCACUGAAAUGGAUGCUGAAGCUUCUAAUCAGAUUAUCCUUGUAGAAGAUGUGCUGGCCAAACUGUGCAAAAAGCUGUACCCGCUGGCUGAUCUCUUAGCGAGGCCUCUCCCUGAGGGAGUGGAUCCACUAAAUCUGGAAAUCUAUCUUUCGGAUGAGGACUUUGAGUCUGCAUUACAGAUGACAAGAGAAGACUAUAAUGCACUGCCUUCCUGGAAACAGGUGAACCUCAAAAAGGCAAAAGGGCUUUUCUAAAGAGCGUGGUGCUGGUAAUUACUCAAGGGCUACAGCUGGAGCAGGAUCUGUUGUCAUUUUCAACACCUCUUGGACGAGCAGCAGCAGGAUAAACUGGCGCACAUCUGUUUUUCACGAAGCAAACUAAAGUCUAUUCUAAAAUCAUGUAAUAUUGUAAAUGUGUGAGAGAACUCUUUGGCAAACUCUUACUUUGUGGGGAGGGUAGGUAAUGUUUAUGAAUCGUGUUUUUCUUUGUACUUUUAGCAGUAGUUUCUCAGACUGCUGCUGUAACUGAUCUUUUGGCUACGUACACUAUUUGCCAUUUGGGGUUUUGAAGACGUUCCCCUUUGUAAAGUGUUAUUUUGUUAAAGCUGUGGAUUUUCAGAAAGAAUUUAUAUUUAUAUGAAACACAUAGGACAAGGAUGUAUUUAACAAUGCAACAUGUAUUAUUCACUUUCAAGACUUCCGUCAAGGAAAUUUCAGGAAAGUAGCUGGACAGUGUGGUUGCUUGUACUGGACUAGAUAAACCACCGAUGUGUGCACGCUCUCUCUCUCUCUCUCUCUCUCUCUCUAGCAUUCAGAAUGGUUUCUCUUUUUAAUAGGCAAUGAAUUGGUCUCAGUGCUGCUUCAGGUGCUAAACUGAACAAAGCAUUAUCACACGGGUUUCUUGGCGAACUCUUCGAAUCUAUCUUUGAUAUCCCAAAAAUGUAUAGUGCCUUGGUUUUUUUUGUGUACAGUUUAUAUACAAAAAGAUUGGUCUGCUUUUUGAUGAUGGCUCAGAACCGUCUCCUCUGCUCUACUUUUAUAAUAGUAGAAAAUUAAGAAAAAACAUCUCAAUUUCUAAUAACUUGUUGCAAACAUAAACUGUCUUUUGUGACAAAGACUUAAAGCAAAGCUUCAGAAUAAACUCUUAGCAAUGCA
Messenger RNA from Elgaria multicarinata webbii, 8203 nucleotides. RefSeq names its product supervillin (gene SVIL). Gene Ontology annotation, cellular component: cytoplasm; actin cytoskeleton. The transcript is spliced from 43 exons. Gene Ontology annotation, molecular function: phosphatidylinositol-4,5-bisphosphate binding; actin filament binding. The coding region runs from base 500 to 7303 and encodes 2267 amino acids. Gene Ontology annotation, biological process: cytoskeleton organization; actin filament severing; barbed-end actin filament capping. The record is from RefSeq and is a predicted model, not a curated record. Lineage: Eukaryota; Metazoa; Chordata; Lepidosauria; Squamata; Anguidae.